CUCUGCGAUCCUGAGCACCGCUCAAGCCCGGAGGACCGCGGGGGCAGGCGGACCCGCUUCCCGAAGCCCCCGGGCCCGCAGCCGUCAUCUCGUGUCCUCUUGGCUGUCAAGGAGAUAUUAAAGCGUCUAAAAUGUCGUCUGUGAAGCCCCUAGUUUAUGCAGUUAUUCGUUUCUUGCGGGAACAAAGUCAGAUGGAUGCAUAUACUUCUGAUGAACAAGAAAGUUUGGAAGUUGCAAUCCAGUGUUUGGAGACGGUUUUUAAGAUCAGUCCAGAGGAUACACAUCUGGCAGCUUCACAGCCUCUGACAGAAAUGUUCACAAACUCCGUCUAUAAGAAUGACAUACGGCCACUUUCAAACUCGGUGCCUGAAGACGUGGGAAAGGCUGAUCAACUGAAGGAUGAAGGCAAUAACCAUAUGAAAGAAGAAAAUUAUGCUGCCGCAGUGGACUGCUACACGCAGGCAAUAGAACUGGAUCCCAACAAUGCGGUUUAUUAUUGCAACAGGGCUGCUGCUCAAAGCAAAUUAAGUCACUACACAGAUGCAAUCAAGGACUGUGAGAAAGCCAUUGCAAUUGAUUCAAAAUACAGCAAGGCCUACGGAAGGAUGGGGCUAGCCCUCACUGCCAUGAAUAAGUUUGAAGAGGCAGUUACAAGCUACCAGAAAGCACUGGAUCUCGAUCCUGAAAAUGAUUCCUAUAAGUCAAAUCUGAAAAUAGCAGAACAGAAGUUAAGAGAGGUCUCCAGUCCUACAGGAACUGGGUUGAGCUUUGACAUGGCUAGCUUGAUAAAUAACCCGGCGUUCAUCACCAUGGCUGCGAGUUUAAUGCAGAACCCUCAAGUUCAGCAGCUAAUGUCAGGGAUGAUGACAAAUGCCAUCGGAGGACCUGCUGCUGGAGUUGGAGGCCUAACAGACCUGUCUAGCCUUAUCCAAGCGGGGCAGCAGUUUGCACAGCAGAUACAGCAACAGAAUCCUGAACUCAUAGAGCAGCUGAGAAAUCACAUCCGGAGCAGGUCCUUCAGCAGCAGCACGGAAGAACACUCCUGACUUGACCAGGACCCUCGCCCCCAGUACAAACAUUCUGACAUGUACACUUGUAGAUAAUAGCCAAAAACAAAGUAACAAGAACCACCCUAUACAAUGUCUGAAAAUAACGGAGAAAGUCUCUUGUGUAAACCUGAGAAAAUACAUCUGUUUAGAUAAUAGUUUAUCACAAGCAGACUUGAACAUAAUCCAGACUCCUUUGGAAAGCAAUGAUCAGUCGCCUUGUUAAGGACGAAUACAGCCUUGGGACAGGGUCCAUCCAUUUUAAAACUUUUAUCAUCAUAUUUGUAUAUUAAACUUAGUACAGAGUAUAUUUAUUGAAUAGGAGGGCUAUUUAUUGGAAAGUUCUUUAGCUGCAGGUUUCCCUAGGCAGUGGUUUUAAGAGGGGCAAUGGUAGUUUAGAAAUGUGCUUGGCAGCACGUCAGAAGAGAAGCGUUGGUGUGUGCUACCAUCAGUGACGCGUGUGUGUCAAAAGUGACGCAGACUUUGAAGAUACUGUGAAUGUACAGAAAGCAAAGGUAGUAUGCUCAGGUUUUCUGCAUAGGUUUUUAAUGAAUCUUGUCUGUAGCUUUGUGUUGAUAGCAUUCGCAUGGCCAGUUAAGUACAUAAUGAAACAUACUUAGAAAUCCUUAAUGAUGCUGGUCAGGUCAGUGACACAACUGCCCAUUUAAUGACCACAGCUUAACUGUCACAGUUUCAUUGCUGGUAAACUUACCUAGGGCAGUAUCUAGUUACAUUUAAAUAAGCCACUGACAUGUCCCCAGAUUAUGGGUUUCCUAAGUGGAAUUUAAUUAUGUGCCCAUCAACGACGACGACGAUGAUUAUUUUUACCAUUAUUUGAUGGCUAACAGAAGCAUCUAUCUCUAACAGUGCUCACUUAUGUG
Molecule: messenger RNA, 1927 nt
Organism: Grammomys surdaster
Lineage: Eukaryota; Metazoa; Chordata; Mammalia; Rodentia; Muridae
Gene: Sgtb
Product: small glutamine rich tetratricopeptide repeat containing beta
Exons: 11
Coding region: 132-1046 (304 amino acids)
Biological process (GO): post-translational protein targeting to endoplasmic reticulum membrane
Cellular component (GO): TRC complex; membrane
Molecular function (GO): molecular adaptor activity; protein binding
Source: RefSeq, a predicted model, not a curated record